Macrosiphum euphorbiae (potato aphid) is the source of this 1077-nucleotide messenger RNA. The record is from the annotation of a GenBank genome assembly. NCBI's taxonomy places the organism in Eukaryota, Metazoa, Arthropoda, Insecta, Hemiptera, Aphididae.
AUGCCUAAAAUAAAAUCAAGUUUAAAAAGUAAAAUAUCGAAUUGGAUUGCUCCUUAUAAUGAAAAUAAAGAAGUAUUUUCAUCAGAUGGAAAGAUUAUAUAUUGUCUCGUAUGUGAAAAGUUUGUGUCUACUGAAAAAAAAUAUCUAUUAGAUCAUCAUUCCAAAACAAUUCAACACAUAAAUGCAUUACAAAGGAAUAAAGAAAGAAAACAGCAGAUUUUCAUUACUUCUCAACAUACUGGCAAAUCAAUUCCAGAUGAAAGUACUUUAAGAAAAAAUUACAUACCAAAUAUUUAUAAAAGCGUAAUGGACCAAAUAAUUAGCGAUAUUGGAAAUAAUUACGUUUACAUAAUUGUUGACGAGACAACCGAUCCAAGAGGUUUGUCUAUUGCUAAUUUAUUAACUGGUAAAUUAGAUGGGACGCCUAGUAAAUCAUAUUUAGUUGCAUGUAAAGAAUUAGAAUCCACCAAUUAUGAAACUAUUUGUCAGUUUAUUAAUUCCUCGUUAAAAAUAUUUCCUGGUAUUGAACAAAAAGUAUUACUUUUGAUUAGCGAUGCUGGUACUUAUAUGAUCAAAGCAGCAAAAACAUUAAAAAUAUUUUUUCCAAAAUUAAUUCAUAUCACAUGUAUGGCACACGCAGUUAAUAGAGUUCUAGAGAAAAUUCGAGAAUUGUAUCCAGAUAUAAAUAAAUUAAUUAACAAUGGAAAAAAAGCUUUCCUAAAAGCACCAUCGAGAAUAAAUAAAUACAGAAAAGAAAUGCCGGGUAUACCUUUACCACCCGAAACUAUUAUUUCAAGAUGGGGAACAUGGUUAAACGCUGCACUUUUCUAUGCAAAUAAUUUUGAAAAGUUUAAAAACGUGAUUGAAAGUUUAACAGAUGAUGCUUUAAGUGUCGAAAAGCUGAAACUGCUUGUACAAGAUAAUGCAGUCAAAUGUGAUUUAGCAUUCAUAAAAUUACACUUAUCUGAGUUAUGCACGAAUCUCAAAAAUUUGGAAGAAUCUAAUAGUGAACUACUGAAAAGUAUGGAUAUUUUUAGAAAAAUUGAAGAUAUUUUAACAAAUAUUCCUGGUCCAUAA